Molecule: messenger RNA, 8760 nt
Organism: Pungitius pungitius (ninespine stickleback)
Lineage: Eukaryota; Metazoa; Chordata; Actinopteri; Perciformes; Gasterosteidae
Gene: phip
Product: pleckstrin homology domain interacting protein
Exons: 40
Coding region: 244-5790 (1848 amino acids)
Biological process (GO): cytoskeleton organization; regulation of cell shape; regulation of transcription by RNA polymerase II
Cellular component (GO): nucleus
Molecular function (GO): protein binding
Source: RefSeq, a predicted model, not a curated record
AAUUCCUCGGCGCGGGAGGGAGGUGGGGUAUUUCAACCGCUGUUUUCUUUUGCUAAAUAAACACGGUUUAUUUAUUUAAAAAAAACAAAAAAACGUCGCACUAGUUCUCCGCUCGGCGGACGGAUACCCAGACGCAGCCGGGACUCCGUGCGCGCGGAGCUGAAUGGAGGCAGCCUCUUCCUGGUGGAUAAACAGUGACAGCUACAGGGCAGCCUCUCAGAGCCCCCAAAAAACACCGCCGACAUGGCUUCAGACAGUACACUCAUCGCGCAGUUGACUUCUGAGCUCUACUUCCUAAUAGCCCGGUUCCUAGAAGCCGGACCGUGUCAGAAAGCAGCCCAGACCCUGAUAAGGGAGGUGGAGGAGAAGGAGCUGCUGCCCAUACGCCUGGACUGGACCGGGCAGGAGCACCCCGGGACCUACGAGGAUCUGGUGAAGCUGUACCGCCACAUCCGUCCAGACCACCUGCUGCAGGUCUGCUCCAGAGUUUGUCCCCUGCUGGAGACCGAUGUCCCCGCCAGCGUCCCUGGACUCAACAGCCUGUUGGGGGCGGGCCGGCAGAACCUCCUCCGCACCAGCAAGAGCUGCAAGCAUGUGGUGUGGAAGGGCUCGGCGCUCGCCGCGCUGCACUGCGGGCGCCCCCCGGAGCCGCCGGUCAUCUACGGGAGCCCCCCCAGCAUCGUCGAGACGAACUUCGGCCGCCGGCUGAACGGCUCGUACCGCCUCCGGCAGCUGGUGCCCACCGUGGUGUACCUGCACAUGAAGAUGCACAAGAGGAUCCUGGGACACCUGUCCUCCGUGUACUGCGUCACCUUCGACCGGACGGGCCGGCGCAUCUUCACGGGCUCAGACGACUGCCUGGUGAAGAUCUGGGGGACGGACGACGGGCGCCUGCUCGCCACGCUGCGCGGACACGCCGCCGAGAUAUCCGACAUGACCGUGAGCUACGAGAACACCAUGAUCGCCGCCGGCUCCUGCGACAAGACCAUCCGGGUGUGGUGCCUGCAGACCUGCGCCCCCCUGGCCGUCCUGGAGGGGCACGCGGCCUCCAUCACCUCGCUGCAGUUCUCGCCCCUCUGCUGCGGCUCGAAGCGCUACCUGUCCUCCACCGGGGCGGACGGCACCAUCUGCUUCUGGCAGUGGGACGCGCGCACGCUCAAGUUCUGUCAGAGGCCCAGUAAAUUCACAGAGCGCUCCAGACCCGGUGUCCAGAUGAUCUGCUCCUCCUUCAGCGCCGGCGGUAUGUUCCUGGCCACAGGAAGCACGGAUCACAUCAUCAGGGUGUACUACUUUGGGUCCGGCCAACCGGAGAAGAUCUCUGAACUCGAGUCCCACACGGACAAAGUUGACAGCAUCCAGUUCUCCCAUUGCAGUGACAGGUUCGUAAGCGGCAGCAGGGAUGGUACAGCGCGCAUCUGGCAGCUGCAGCCUCAGGGCUGGAGGAGCAUUCUGCUGGACAUGCAGACCAAACUACCCGGGAAGUACAACCCCCCUCCGCUGGAGGACAAGGUCACCAAGCUGAAGGUCACCAUGGUAGCGUGGGACCGCCACGACGGCACGGUGAUCACUGCGGCCAACAACCUGACGCUGAAGGUGUGGAACUCCACCACCGGCGGCCUGGUGCACGUCCUGAUGGGCCACGAGGACGAGGUGUUUGUCCUGGAGCCACACCCCUUUGACCCCAGGAUCCUGUUCUCGGCGGGGCACGACGGCAACUGCAUCGUGUGGGACCUGCACAGAGGAGUCAAGAUCCGCUCCUAUUUCAACAUGAUCGAGGGCCAAGGCCACGGGGCGCUGUUUGACUGUAAGUGCAGUCCAGACGGGCAGCAUUUCGCCGCCACCGACUCCCACGGACACCUGCUCAUCUUCGGCUUCGGCUCCAGCAGCAAAUAUGACAAGAUAGCGGACCAGAUGUUCUUCCACACCGACUACCGGCCGCUGAUCCGAGACGCCAACAACUACGUGCUGGACGAGCAGACCCAGCAGGCGCCGCACCUGAUGCCCCCCCCCUUCCUGGUGGACGUGGACGGGAACCCCCACCCGCCCAGAUACCAGCGGCUGGUGCCCGGCAGGGAGGGCUGCAGGGACGAGCAGCUCAUCCCGCAGAUGGGGGUCACUUCCUCAGGCCUAAACCAGGUGGUGAGCGAGCAGGCGGUGGACGGCUCCAGUCCCCUGGACACGAUGAUUCAGAGGCUGCAGCAGGAGCAGGACCAACGACGGGGAACCAACGACCCUUCUGCUCCUGCAAACGCCAGGUCCAACAGAGGAUCCGUGGGUUCCCCCACCGAGGUGCACUCUCCGCCCAACGUGGGCCUGCGGCGCAGCGGGCAGAUCGAGGGGGUCCGCCAGAUGCACAGCAACGCCCCGCUGAGCCAGAUGGCCACGGAGGGGGACCUGGUGGCCUGGAGCCGCAGGGUGCUGGUCCCCGAGCUGGAGGACGCCUCCGUCAGGAGACAGAUCACCUGGCGCGAGGCUAAAGGGGAGGAGGAGAUCAAUAUUUAUCAGUCAGAGAGGAGGCGACGUACCAUCCACUCCCUCCCCAAGGAGAGCAGGGGUCACCCGACGCCCGAGGCGGUCGACGAAGGGAGGCGGAGCCAGGGUAACCACGGCUACCACACGCGAGCCGCCAUGGAGGAGACGAGCCGCCAGAGCGCCGAGGCCGCCGACGACGAAGAGGAAACCUCCGAGGGGGAGGCGGAGGUGCGGCAAAUCAACGGUCAUUCCUCGGAGGAGGAGAAGGAGGAGGGGCCAAAGGAGGCCUGGCCGGAUGACCACAGUAGUUCGAGCGACUACUCCAGCGACUACUCCGACUGGACGGCGGACGCCGGCAUCAACCUCGAGCCGCCCAAGAAGAGUGUGAGGGUGAAGAAGAAGAGCAGCGGCUCGGAGGAAGACGGGGAGAAGAAGAGGGACGGGAAGAAGGAGAGGAAGAAGGACAAGGCGGACAAAGACGAGGCGUUACCAAAGAAGAAGCAGCCAAAGGAGAAGAGGAAGGCAGAGUUCCAGGAGCAAGGGAUGACUCUGGAGGAGUGGCUUCCUGCCGCCUGGAUCACAGACACCGUCCCCCGCAGGUGUCCUUACAUUCCACAGAUGGGAGACGAGCUCUACUACUUCAGACAGGGCCAUGAAGCCUACGUGGAGAUGGCCAAACAGAAGAAGAUUUACAGCAUCAAUCCCAAGAAGCAGCCCUGGCACAAGAUGGAGCUCCGGGAGCAGGAGCUGAUGAAGAUCGUUGGCAUCAAGUACGAGGUGGGCUUGCCCACGCUGUGCUGCCUGAAGCUUUCCUUCCUGGACCCCGACACCGGCAAGCUGACCGGAGGAUCCUUCUCCAUGAAGUACCACGACAUGCCCGACGUCAUCGACUUCCUGGUCCUGCGCCAGCAGUUCGACAACGCCAGAAAGAGGCAGUGGAGCAUAGGUGACCGGUUCCGGUCGGUCAUCGAUGACGCCUGGUGGUUUGGGACCAUCGAGAGCCAGGAGCCCUUCCAGCCGCAGUAUCCCGACAGCCUGUUCCAGUGCUACAACGUCUGCUGGGAUAAUGGAGACACGGAGAAGAUGAGCCCCUGGGACAUGGAGCCCAUCCCUGACGACGCCACGUUCCCCGACGAGUUGGGCACGAGCGUCCCGCUGGUGGAGGAGGAGCAGAAGGAGCUGCUGUACGUCCCGCUGGACGGGGAGUGGGGCUGCCGCACGCGCUCAGACGAGUGCGAGCGCAUCAUCAAGGCCAUCGACCAGCUGUGCACACUCGAUGUGGCGGCGCCGUUCGCCUUUCCAGUGGACCUCCAGGCUUACCCCACCUACUGCACGGUGGUGGCCUACGUCACUGACCUCAGCACCAUCCGCGAGAGGCUGGUGAACCGCUUCUACAGGCGCCUGUCCUCUCUGAUGUGGGAGCUUCGCUACCUGGAGCACAACGCCCAAGCGUUCAACGAGCCGGGAGCCUUCAUCGUCACCACCGCCAAGUUUGUGUCUGACCUCAUGCUGCAGUUCAUCAAGGACCAAAACAUGACGGACCUCAUGCCGCUCUAUAAGACCAUGAAGAAGGCCACCUUCUCUGACUCUGAAGAUGAGGACGAGGAGGAGGACGACGAAGACACUAACACCCCCGGAACGUCCACGCGAAACCACAAGGGGCGGCGACCCGCGCGGCGCCGGCAGCUGCGGACCCGCCCCCCGUCGUACGACCCUCAUGCCUGGCGGGGGCGCUGCAAGGAUCUGCUGGACCUCAUCUUCCAGUGCGAAGACUCGGAGCCCUUCAGAGAGCCCGUGGACCUACAGGAAUACCCGGACUACCUGCAGAUAGUCGACUCGCCGAUGGACUUCGGCACCGUCCUCAAGGCGCUCGAGGACGGGAAGUACCAGUCUCCCAUCCCGCUGUGCAGGGACGUCCGACUCAUCUUCAGCAACUCCAAAGCUUACACGCCCAGUAAGAAGUCCCGGAUCUACAGCAUGAGUCUGCGGCUCUCCGCCCUGUUCGAGGAGCACGUGGGCUCCAUCCUGUCCGACUACAAGGCCAUCCACGGCCUGACGGAGAAGCUGACCCGGCAGGGGACGGACAGGCAGGCGCGCCACGCCGCCGCCGCCGACAGGCAGACGCGGCACGCCAUGAAGAGGAGGAGGAGGAGGAGCAGCGAAUCCCCCGCGAGCAGCACCGCCUCCAGUCCAGAGAGAAAGAGGCGCGUCUCCUCCCGGGUGAGCGGGAAAAGGGAGGCAUCGCCGGCGCCGCCCUCCCGGACCUCCUCCCUGAGGCAGAGCGUUCCGGUCAAAACGCCCCCUCAGCUGCUCAACGGAAAGGCCGACGCGCCGACCGCCGGCCGCACGCGCAGCGCCGCCCGCCACUCCACCCACUCGCCGUCCUCCUCCUCGCACCAGGCCCCGGCGGAGUCCACUCGCUCCCUGAGGGCUCACAACGCCGUGGCGGCCUCAUCGACGCCGGGCCCCGAGAAGGCGACGCCCUCUCCCGCCGCCGCAGAGGGCAGCGGCGGCGGCGGAAGCACCCGGAGGAAACUCCGGACCCCCGUGCGACUCACACCAGGCUCGCCUGCCAGCCCCCCCUCUCAGAGCACAGUGCACCUGAAUGGCCACGGUAGUCACCUGACCCUGGGAGUGGGGAGGAGGGGCCGUAGAUCCAGGGCGGAGCUGCCGGUGAGUCCUCCAGAGGCCGCGACCCCGGGGAGCCCGUCCAGACCGCGAGGCCGCCCCGCCGGCAAGAAGAGAGGCAGGAAGAGCAACCAGGAGCGGGAGGAGGCAAGGAGAGGGAGCGCCACCCGCAGGAGCUCCACCCCCGACGAAGAGCUCGACCAAUCGACGGGCGACGAGGGCGGGACUUCGUCUGCGCAGGAAACGUCCGUGCAGUCGGACUCUGGCGCGGCGUCGACGCCUCGGCGCCGCGGGCGGCCCCGAGCGGUUAGGGCCAUCGAAGCCCCGCCUCCCGCCGAGUCGCCCGAGCCCUCGCCGCCGCCGCUGAGGAGGAGGAGCAGCAGGAGAGCUGCCGAGGAGGUCACGCCCCCUCCGCCGACCGCUCCCGGGCGAUCCAAUCGGAGGGAGUCUGCGGAGGAGGAGGAAGAGGAGGAGGAGGAUGAGGAUGGGGAGGAGGCAGGAGACGAGGCGGGGGGGUCGAUGCGCACGCGUAACCAGGGGCGACGGUCCGCCUGGUACGUGGAGGAGGACUCCGAGGAGGAGCAGAGGCAGCUGCUGUUCGAGGACUCGUCGAUCACGUUCGGCACCUCGUCCAAGGGACGCGUCCGUAAGCUGACGGAAAAGGCCAAAGCCAACCUGAUAGGCUGGUAACCAAGGCAACGGGACAGACGCGAGGAGGAGGACGACGACGACGGAGAAGCAGUCCGGAUGAGGUUUCUCUUCUCCCUUACGUGUUGGAAGUAGUGUGGGGGGGGGGGGCGGCGCCCAUCUGCGCGCUGCUCUUCAGAGCCGCUGGCGACGGAGAGAUGCUCGAAGGCUACCCCCUCCCUCCCUCUCGGUCCGGCAGUCGCUACGGCAACGACGCACGCUCAACCGUCCCACCUCCUCCGGCCCUAUUGGUCCAUGUUGGACCCCCCGCCCAUCCAGCCACCCGCCCCCCUCCCCCGGGAAUUCACGGACUCCUUUGCUGGUGGUGCCGUGAUUCCCUGCUGUGUGAGACCACUCCCCCCCCCCCCACCGUCACCACCACCACCACCCGCCCCCGACGCUGACGGAGCAAAAAGAGCAGAAAGCAGUCGAAGUGUUUGGUGAACUUGGCGAGGAGAGCUGGAUGUGUCUUAUCUCCCUUGGCCGGGGCGGUCUGUGCCCCCCCGCGCCCACCCCCUCCACCCCCCCCACACACACCUCUUCAUGAUCCCGCUCUUUUUUUAUAGAACCCACCUCCACUCGGCUCGCCUCCAAUUUUCUAAGAUUUGUACGUGAUGAUCGGCUCUCUGUUUAUGGAAGUCUAAAAUACCAAAUGGUGUACCUCUGUCGGUACGGUAGAUCUGUAGGUUUUGUUUACUGUGCGGGGGCGUGUGUGUGUGUGGGCGUGCGUGUGUGUGGGCGUGUGUGUGUGCGUGCGUGCGCUCUUUUUGCAUGUUCAUUGGAAGGAAAAAGCAUCUCUUUGUUCUGAUUUCGAAGCUUGUCAUUACUGUGAGGAGAGAACGGCUCAUUUACGUCUCGAUGGAUCGUAGUUCGAUGCGUCCUCAACAUUAGCAAUACCUUGUGCCUUUAUGUGUGUGUGUGUGUGAGUGUGUGUGUGUGUGUGUGUGUGUGUGUGUGUGUGUGUGUGAGUGUGUCACUCACUUUCAGCGUGCAAACAGUGGCAUACAGUUUGAUCGUUGUGAAGACUCUCAAAGAAAUGUAUUUAUAGCGUUUAAAAAAAGAAAAAAAGUGUUUACUGUUGUUGUAAAACCAUUAUUCAUGUUGAUAUAUUAUCCUAUAACCAACCUGUCGUCGGUUUAUACACGCCGUGGAGCUUUGAGAUACACAGGUCUGCUCCCUCGGUUAGUGCAUCUUACAUUUGUUAACUAUGAAAAUGGACUUUUAAAAUGUUGAUGUGUAUCUAUGGUGACCACACACACACACACACACGUAUAAGCGCACACAUCCAGACACAUUUCCGUCUCGCAUGUUCAAGCACUUUGUGGAGCCUGGGGGAAAAGGGGGCGGAGCCAGAUCAAACUGGAUGGGGUGUCUCAUAUUCAUCUUUCUCAUUGUGUGCCUUGGCUUCUCCGGCAUAUUUAAUCCUUGGUUUCUAUUUCUGGGGCCUUUUUAAUCUUGUUUUUGGACCAGCUGCUUGUGCUGAUCUCUGGCUUCAGAGAACUGGACUUUUACGCCUUUUUUUUUAUAACCAAGACGAGACUGAAACAUUCACAAUCUGACUCUCCCUGUAAUGGUUUAUGAGGGGCGGCUGCAGUUUAAAGGUAUAACAUGCAACAUUUUCCUCAAAUACGAAGGAUCGACUCAAUCAGAAAGCAUCACUCAUGACGCCUGACCUUUUAAAUGAGACAUAUUAUACCUUUAUAUGUGUAUCUGACCCCCUGCUGGUGUUGCUUCUUUCUUAUCACAUACUAUUGAACAUAUACAUAUAUCAUGUGUUUUAUUGUUGCGUUUCCUUAUGUCAAUACCAAAUUCUGUCUGUGGGCACUGAAGAUGUAGAACAUGGCUUUUGAAUGUGUUUGUUUUUCGUCUCCUGUGUGUGUGUGUGUGUGUGUGUGUGUGUGUGUGUGUGUGUGUGUGCGUGCGUGUGCGCGUGUGUGUGCUCUCCCUCGUGUGACGGACAGGUCGGGCUUUUGGCGACCACGUGGUUUUAAACUGCGUCGCGGGAGACGAUUAAUACUUUUCUUUUUUUUCUUCACUCGACCGGGCCGACGGAAGCCGGGCUUUUGCCUCACAGAAACAUCUGUUUAUAUUGUGUAUAUGAAGAGUUUUAUUCCAGAUUAACAUAACACACUGACGCCGUCCUCCCCCACGAAUGACUGCUGGCAUGAGAAUAAAUGCUGUGGUUGGGCUUUGUGUUAAAGAUUAAGGAAGCUAAGGAUGUAUUUUAUGGGCUGACAAACUCUUUGUGGGCACAUAACGGAUUGUUUUUUGUUUUUUUUUUGCCUGAUAAAUAAUCAUGAAUCCAUCUGCACAGAUUAUCACAACGUUUUAAACUCGGCCUUCUGAAACCCGACAAAUGAGCUCAAACAAUGUUUACCAGAAAACCGGUAAAGUUCCAAAACGGUUUGGAUGUUCACAUUUUGAAUUAUUAAUAAACAUUGCGGACGUUUAUACCUUUUUAUUCAGCAAAUCCUCCGGGUAGAAGAGCAACCUCGUUUCAAAAGGGGCCUUAAAUGUUUAUCAGCGUGAACUGGUGUGUCGCUAUGGGGGGGGGUCACGGGGUCAUAACUGGGGUGCAGCUUUAUUGAGAAGUUCAGAUCAGCCCUCUCUGCGCUUCACGUACACACACAUUUAGCUUGGGUCCAUGCGUAUGUAUGAGUGGUGCCGUUUGGAGGUUAAAGGUCACUGUGCGUGUGUGUGUGAGAGUGCGUGCGUGUGUGUGUGUGUGUGAGAGAGUGUGAGAAAGAGAGUGAGAGCCGUCAGGAAGCUUUUUGGGGCGUUUUGAGGACGAGGGAGGGGCGCGUGUUUCACGUGAAUCGAAGAGGUCUUUGUUAGUUUGGAUACUUUUUAUAAAUAAAGGAAUUAUUGCAAAACAGAAGCAUAAAGCUAGAAUGUAUGUGUAGAGGAGUUCUGCUGUCCUGUUAGUUCAUACCGAUAUUUUAAGUAAAUAAACAGUUGUGUUUCCAUAACCAC